AGGGUUUGGGUGACGCUACGGAAGCGGUGUCGGGAGCUGCUCUAGGUCCCGGCGGGGAAGGGGCUCGGCUCUGUGCUUGCUGCCCCGCGUCGCGGUACAGGGGGCGGGUGGUGCCGCCGCCCUGCGCUGACAGGGCCCGGGACUCCUGUCCCCCUACAACCUGGGGCUCGGGGGGCACCGGGCACUCGGGCUCCUGGGUUCCCGCGGUGAGGGGCGAGGCCCGCUUGGCGGACGGGGCUGUCAGCAGCGUAUGACACGCAGCGCUGCCUGCGCUCCCCCGCUCCGGGACAGUGCCCUGCACGCGGAGAUUGGUGCUCGCCGGGCGGGGCACGGCACUCGCUCCGGAAAGGGGAGCCUGGUUCCCAGCGAGGAGCGGAGAGCGGCACUUGCGGGUCGGUUGCAGUUGGACUCUAAGGGUUUCAGCUCGCGACUUGGACAAGCAGGAGCUGCAGAAUCAGCUCCAGGCACCUGUGCACCGUGAGGGAUCUCAGGUCGUGCCCAGGCUUAUGAUUAUUACUGAGACACUGCAGACUGUGAUGCCCCCCCACACACACUCUGCUACUGGACAUAGAAUUUGUGGCACCAGUGCACAUGCUUACAGAGCUAAGGGGCUGUGAUGGAGGGCGUGUCAGGUCGCUACGACUUCUACAUCGGACUAGGUCUGGCUCUAUCCUCAAGUAUUUUCAUUGGAGGAAGUUUUAUCCUAAAGAAGAAAGGGCUUCUCAAGUUGGCCAGCAGGGGCUCCAUUAGGGCAGGACAAGGAGGUCAUGCAUACCUGAGGGAGUGGCUUUGGUGGGCAGGACUACUGUCCAUGGGAGUUGGAGAAGCAGCAAAUUUUGCUGCAUAUGCCUUUGCCCCAGCAACACUAGUAACUCCAUUGGGUGCAUUAAGUGUCCUAGUCAGUGCAGUUUUGUCGUCCUACUUUCUGAAUGAGCACCUGAAUGUCCAUGGAAAGAUUGGCUGCAUCUUGAGUGUUCUGGGCUCCACAGUGAUGGUAAUCCAUGCUCCACAGGGGGAGGAGGUAUCCAGCCUGGAGUCAAUGGCAGAGAAGCUUAAAGAUCCAGGGUUUAUAGCCUUUGCAGUGUGUGUGCUGGUGAGCUCCAUUCUCCUUAUCUUCGUGGCUGGGCCCCGUUAUGGGCGGAGCAACGUUCUGGUGUAUGUUUUGGUCUGCUCUGCCAUUGGCUCACUCUCAGUGUCCUGUGUCAAGGGCUUGGGCAUCACACUGAAGGAGCUGUUUGCUGGGAAGCAGGUCCUGAAAGAACCGCUGGGCUGGAUACUCCUGAUUUGCCUGGUGAUCUGCAUCAGUGUCCAGAUUAACUACCUGAACAAGGCCUUGGACAUCUUCAAUACGUCUGUGGUCACACCUAUCUACUACGUCCUGUUUACCACAGCUGUCAUGACUUGUUCCGCCAUCCUCUUCAAGGAGUGGCAACACAUGCUCCUACACAACAUAAUUGGCACUAUAAGUGGCUUUCUAACCAUAGUCUCUGGCAUUUUCCUUCUGCAUGCAUUCAGAGACAUCCCCUUCACCCCAGACCUGCUGCCCCUCUUCCUGAAGCAAGGAAGGGCAGACCUGCAUACUUUUUGGAGGGGAGCAGAAAAACACCAGUCAUGUCUACACCAGCCUCUUCUGGGCCCAGAGGACAUCCACAAUGGUUCUCAGAGUGUGGAGGAGGAAGGUGAACGUGUAUAACAACUCAUGAACCUGUUGCCUGGGAAAGCCUGGAACUUCUACCCAAGAGCUUUCUAGUCUCACUACUGAGCUCCCCUUGGUGAGUUUGCUAGAUCAGACUCCACCAGCUACAGGUGUGUUAUUGGGAAUAAGUAAAUGUCUGCUGCCUAUUCUGUGAGAGUGUUCUCUGCUUCCGCUGCUGGGGACCUAAAAGGCAAGUGAAGAGACCUGAUUGCAAUUUCCAGCUGUUAAGAACAAAACCUGGAAAAGAUCCCUACCAACACUGUAACUUGAGUUUCCUUUGUAAGAACAUGCUGCAGCUGCUAUCAGGCCACAGACUUACGUGGGAAGAGACCCAGCAGUAACACCACACUAAUCCUUACUGAAUGGAAGGACCACUCAGUGUAGGUGGCCUUAAAGCAAAGCUUUUUAAAAAUAUUUUUAUUUAAAGAUUUACAAAACAUUCUAGCCAUGUGCUGAGAUCCUUAUAUGUUGUCCCUGCCCGUACAGCAACAAGGGAUAAUGUGUUUUAA
Mauremys mutica (yellowpond turtle) is the source of this 2205-nucleotide messenger RNA. Its product is annotated as magnesium transporter NIPA2-like. Lineage: Eukaryota; Metazoa; Chordata; Testudines; Geoemydidae. Gene Ontology annotation, biological process: magnesium ion transport. Bases 617 to 1693 code for a protein of 358 amino acids. The record is from RefSeq and is a predicted model, not a curated record. Gene Ontology annotation, cellular component: membrane. Gene Ontology annotation, molecular function: magnesium ion transmembrane transporter activity. The transcript is spliced from 7 exons.